Ichthyophthirius multifiliis is the source of this 2150-nucleotide messenger RNA. RefSeq lists its product as hypothetical. The transcript has 5 exons. Lineage: Eukaryota; Ciliophora; Oligohymenophorea; Hymenostomatida. Gene Ontology annotation, biological process: phosphatidylinositol dephosphorylation. Gene Ontology annotation, molecular function: phosphatidylinositol-4-phosphate phosphatase activity. The record is from RefSeq and is a predicted model, not a curated record. Gene Ontology annotation, cellular component: endoplasmic reticulum.
AUGAAAUUUUCAUGCUUUUUAGGAAUAUAGUAUGUUUUAGAUAGACCAUUUUUAUUAUUCGCAGAAGAUGUAUUACAUACAUGUACAAUAUAAAAAAAUGACAUUUUUGAAAUAUCAACAUUAGCAUUUAUUCCUUUUGAAGUAAAAUUAUAUACAUAAAUAUAAAUUUUAAAUUAUAAAUUGAAAAAAAUAAUAAAAAUUAUAAAAAUAAAGCUAUUUAUAGAAGGAUAUUAUUUCUCGUAUUCAUACAAUUUAAGUCUUUCAAAAUAAAAACAAGCAUUUUAAUCUGAUAGAGAUCCUCGCUUUUGUUGGAAUACGCAUAGUUGUAGGGAAUUAGUUGCUAAUUAAGUAAGUUCAGUAUGGAAUAUUCCAUUAAUACAAGGUUAUGUGGGUUAUUUUAACGUUUAUUUGUAAGGGAAGAAGCUUGAUUUUUAUUUAAUAGCUCGUCGAUCAUAUAAAAAAGCUGGUACAAGGUAUAAUUCACGAGGUAUAGAUGAUGAUGGAAACGUAGCUAAUUAUACAGAACUGGAAUAAAUAUUUUAUUAUAAUCAAUAUUGUUGUUCACAUUUGUAAAUAAGGGGUUCAGUACCUUGUUUUUGGAGAUAAAGAGGAAUUACAGCUUAAACAAAAAUCACAAGAUCAUAUGAGUUAACAAAUUAAGCUUUUUUAAAACACUUUGAAGAUAUAAGAAAAAAUUAUUAAUAUGUUUUAUGCGUUAAUUUAAUGAAAAAAUCAAAAGAAUCAGAGCAUAUAUUAACUGAAUCUUUUGAAACUCAUAUAAAAAAUAAUUAACAGCUUAUAGGAGAUUUUGUAAAAUAUAAAUAUUAUGAUUUCCAUACUAUAUGCAGAAAUUAAAAAUAUGAAAACGUAAAUCCUACUAUACGAUAAUUACAUAAAAUGAACGAUAAUUUUAAAUUCUAUGCCGAAGAUACUUAAAAUAAUAUAGUCAUAGUUACCUAAAAAGGAAUAGUUCGUACCAAUUGCCUUGAUUGUUUAGAUAGGACUAAUGUAUUUUAAUCAAAAAUAGCUUUGGAUAUUUUAAAUGUAUAAUUGCAUUAACUUGGAGUAAAUCUUUUUGAAUAAUUCGGUGAGGACCCUCUUGAUCAUGUGGAUAGUAGUACAGAAGAAAACCAUCCUUUUAUACAGAAAUUUAAGUGCCUAUGGGCCGAUUGUGGGGAUCUGAUAUCUAAACAUUAUACUGGGACGGGUUCUACUCAUACAGAUGUGACAAAAAAAGGAAAAAGAGAUUUUUUGGGUUUACUAUAACAUGGUUAUAAAUCUAUAUCAAGAUUUUAUUUAUAGAAUUUUGAAGAUAAUAUAAAAUAAGAGGCUAUAGAUAUGGUAGUAGGUCAACAUACGGAAAGUGUGAAUACUUUUAACGAAAGUAUAGAAAAAGAGCUUGUUUCGAGAUAAGAUUAAUAUUGUAAUUUUUAAAAAAUAAACGUGAGGAUUUUCACUUGGAAUUUAGGAGGAGUGGAACCUGUGGAAAAAGCCAAUCUUUUCGAUUUUGAAAAAGGAAAAAAUCUUCCAGAUAUUGUAGUGGUCGGAUUAUAGGAGAUUAUAGAGUUAAAUGCUAAGAAUUUAGUUACAGUUAACAAUGAAUAAGAAAUCAAAAAAUGGGAUAGUAUUAUCUUAGAAUAGUUGAAUUUUUAUGAUACAUAUACUUUGACCAAGCAUAAAGAUUUAUAUGGGUGUUUAUUGAUGGUUUAUAUAAAAUAAAGAUAUUAUUAUAGGAUUUCAAAAAUUAUGAUGAUACAAUUAAAUUAGGGUAUAUUUCGAGUAAGGGUAGUGUAGCUAUUAAAAUAUAUUUGAUGAUACUUCAAUUAGUUUUUUAAAUUUAUAUCUAGAUAAAGGCCUGUAGAAAAAUAUUUAAAGCUUUAAUGACAUUCAUACUAAAGCUUUUUAAUAAGAAGGAAUAGGCAAAACAAAAGAUGAGAAAAUAGAAAAUAUUGACUUUAAUUUUUUACUGGGAGAUACAGGUAGUACAAGUACUUUUAAUUAUUAUUAAAUGAUGGAGUUAAUAUAAAAUUAUGAAAGAGCAUCAAAGACUAAUAAAGAUGAAGCGGCUAAAAUAAUGAAAUAGUUAAGAGAAAGUGACGAACUUUUAUAAAGUAAAUAAUAUUCAGAUUAUUUAUUGAAAUAUGAAGAAG